AUGAUCGGAGCACUGGGCAAGAUCCUAGAUGAAGUCCAAUUCGGACCAUAUAAGCGGAAGGUGAAAAAGUAUCUCGAUGAAGCCAGAGCAGACUCGGUCCUCGAAGAUCUCAAAAAAGCACUUGCGCCGAGGCUUAGGGGGGUUAAGAGUCUGUGGACGACAUUCGACACCUACUGCGUCGAAGACUCCUCUCAGCAGCCAUACUGGAACGACAACAGUUUCAGAAAAUACUUAGAGAAAUUGUAUCCUGAUGUCGCUAUGUCCGAGGCCUCGAUCCAGCUGCUAUGGAGAUGUUUCUACUUCUACGCCUAUCACCCGUUUCCACGCGAUACUACUGACGGAAAAUUGGAUUCGGCGGCCUUCCAGCGUGCUGUAGCUUUACUAGUCGUCCAAGGCACGGAUAUUUUGGGCACGCAGGACGGAGGUGAUUACUUCUGGCGCAACGACGAUGCUUAUUUCCGCAAAGCCAACUUCGAAAGUAUUUUCAGAAGUAUUGGCCGCCCAGAGAAUACAGACCGGCCGUCCAACCAUCUGGAUUAUGACUCAACAUCUAUUUUGGAAGCUGCCAUGGACGUAUUAGCCAUGACGCAGCCUCACACAGUAAGCUUGGCUCCGUCGCCGGAUCAGCUUCGACCUGCAGCCCAAAAGCUCCUUAGUGAAGGUGCUUCUCAGAGGCGAUAUCGGAUAGGUCGCGAAGACUUAUCGGCAUUACUGAGCUUACUGCUACGGCUGAGGCUACGCGAAGCUAAGUGGGGAUCACGCUUCCAUUUUGGUACUAUUGGAAAAGGAGAACCUGGUAAUGAAGAACUGGCUGAUGUACUGGUGAGAGGACUGGGUGGGAAUCAGGACGAGGAGUAUCUUACGUCUGGUCAAAUUAUAAUGUCAAUGGAUCUACUGCCAAGUUUGCAGCUACGAUUCCACCAGCUUUGGGCCGUUCUUUUUCAACCACCCAUGACCGCAGAUGAUAAAGCGCCAUCCCAGAUCCCCGAAGCUAUACCCAACCAUAUACUCGCAGCUAUUUCACUAUUCAUACCUCAACCCAAGAUCUCCAGCCGCUUCCAGCCAACAACACAGGACAUGCGAAUCUCUCUGGAGAACUCUAACACCCCGUCGCAGAGAUCAUAUGACCCAACAGUAACACGUCUCGUCCAGUCUCUCGCCCAAGACCCACAUCCCCAUCUCAUACUGCUUAGCAGCAACGCAACAGCAACGACACCACUCACAGUAAUGGGAGCAUACUUUCCUAGGCCGCUCUCCAACGCGGAAGCGGAGAAGCGUGAACUCGAACCCAGCACUCCGCAUUUCCUCUUCCAGCUACAGCCAAAAUUCCGACUUCUCCGAUGGAAGGGGCCUCACUUGCCCCUCACAAACAUCAUAAACACAGAAGACGACGCACCAUUGCUAGGAGCUGUUGCAGCAAGAGACGAACCACCUUUAGAGUACGCGAAAGCCUACAAGAUCGGAGACCCUGAAAGAAGAGGCGCUGGCUUGUGCAUUGAUCCAGAGACGAAGUCAGCGACGCUGACGAGCAACAUCACAGAUACCGACAGCGGCAAGGUUGUCGGGUAUAAGCCGGUGUACAUGACUGGUAACAAUAAUGACAUAACAGCUGAUAGCAACUGGGAGGUAGCUGUCAAGAUCGACUAUUUCGAGAUCUUCCGCGUGAAGGGUGGUACAGAUGCGCAUGUUGUUUCUGAGGGAGCAAAGGAUCAGAAUCGAUACGCACAGGAUGCAACAGAAGAGAGGAUCAAAGGCGAGGAAUUAUCGAAACGGAUCCAGGGGUUUGGCUCUACCUCGUGUUAG
This is a messenger RNA of Letharia columbiana, 1803 nucleotides long. RefSeq lists its product as uncharacterized. NCBI's taxonomy places the organism in Eukaryota, Fungi, Ascomycota, Lecanoromycetes, Lecanorales, Parmeliaceae. The record is from RefSeq and is a predicted model, not a curated record. The coding region runs from base 1 to 1803 and encodes 600 amino acids. The transcript has 4 exons.